AUGAGUUCGCCAUCAUCUUGUCGCCGCCAGCAACACCGAUUUCAACAUCAACGUUCGCGCACAAACGAGUACGCAUCGGCAACAAAUGGUAAUACGAAUUCACACUCGCGCGAUGAUAUGAAACAACAUCCAGUCGCUGAAAAGAGAUUUGUUCAGAAACAGAGACGUCUUGGUCAAAACAGCAACGUCUUCGCCUCCGUUACCUCUUCUUCUUCCUCUUCUUCUAAGACGAAAGGUGAAAACAAAAAGCAGAAAUCGAGAACGCACGCGAGCGAUGGCACGACGAACACAAACAACAAGAAAAGAGCCAUUCCGCUGUCUAUUUGGGAAAGCCGGAAAGGCUCUAAUUUUAAGCUUCAGUAUGCGCUCGAUGGCAACAAGCUUCGUUUACUGUCGCCGGAGGAGGCACGAGACUUGAGCUCAAACAAGAACGGCGCUUUCUCUUUCGAUCCGUUACACUUGGGUAGGAAAAAACGAGCUUUCCUUCGACAAAUAGAUAACAUCCGAGACUCAUUCUUCCCGCAGAAAACUUCCGUGACGUCGGAUUAUUGGGACUAUGCGAAAUAUCGCUUCACGCAACGAAUCGCGAGUUCUUGCAUGACGGUUCUAGCGACGCAACAAAUGCUUGCGGCUAUCGGUCUUGGUGCUUCAAGAUCAAUACCGGCCGCGGCGGCUUUGAAUUGGGUGUUGAAAGAUGGAUUAGGUAGAUUAGGAAAGCUCUCUGUGGCAACUAACUUUGGUAGAAGUUUUGAUUCAGAUGUAAAGCGUUUGCGAUUUUCGUCCUCCUUGGUGUACACAGGCGCUGUGUUUAUAGAGACGAUAACGCCCUUCUUUCCCAAACAUUUCUUGGCCAUCGCCACGGUUGCAAACGUUGGCAAGUCGAUCGGGAUAACAACUGGCAACGUUGUCAGACCGCCGAUUCAAAAAACAUUCGCAUUGGAGGAGAAUUUAGGUGAAAUAGCAGCGAAAACGUCUGCGCAACAAGUCUUGGCGGAUAACAUUGGCUUAGCUCUGGGAGUAUCAGUCAUGAAGUUUCAAACAAAGUUUGUGUCCCUAGCUCUUCAACGCGCGGUUCCGUUGGCGCUAUUUCCUAUUUUAGCGUCGAUUGAUUUAGUUUCGAUUCAUAAACAGCUGAAGUCGGUUCAGCUUCGAACGGUGAAUAAAGAGCGCGCUGAAAUUAUUGCCGAAGCUUUUGUUCGGGAAAAGAAGCUCGCUACUCAACUUCAAGUUGCGGAAAAAGAGCGCUUGUUGUUCCCUGCCCGUCUCGAUGCGUCGGCGCUUCCGUUGAGAGUAACAAGUUUAGGGAACGCGUGUUCGACACUAGACGCGCUCGCAUCUGCUUUUAAAGAUGACGUACACAGACCGUACGUCUUAUCUUACGAACCGUAUGUGCAAAAGAAAAGAACUGUUCUAUCUGGAAUAUUCAUGCGUGAUCGGAAACCGUUAAAGUAUAAAGGAAGGGCGCUCCUCGCUUUGUCGCACCGCGCAACUUCGAAAGACGUUUUACAGGGUAUUUUGCAAGUCGCGCAUAUUCGCAACUUGCCGUUUCGAAAGGAUUUAAACGAGAAAGAAGCGUACGAUUGGGCAGUAUCAGAAUCAUCUCGACGCGCGAAAGCAGACGUGAAUGCGUUUCAUAACCAAAUAGUUAGCAACGGGUGGCAAGCGAACUUGAUUUUACUUUCGAGUAACGAACGGAUGCCUUAUUUUCUCGACGAGAAGGAAAUUAGGAGCUUGCUCAAGCUCGCACACAAGUAG
Messenger RNA from Bathycoccus prasinos, 1755 nucleotides. RefSeq lists its product with no specific name. The record is from RefSeq and is a predicted model, not a curated record. The transcript has a single exon. NCBI's taxonomy places the organism in Eukaryota, Viridiplantae, Chlorophyta, Mamiellophyceae, Mamiellales, Bathycoccaceae. The coding region runs from base 1 to 1755 and encodes 584 amino acids.